Mesocricetus auratus (golden hamster) is the source of this 2522-nucleotide messenger RNA. It is a transcript of the gene Zyx, whose product is annotated as zyxin. The record is from RefSeq and is a predicted model, not a curated record. The transcript is spliced from 10 exons. NCBI's taxonomy places the organism in Eukaryota, Metazoa, Chordata, Mammalia, Rodentia, Cricetidae. Gene Ontology annotation, biological process: transforming growth factor beta receptor signaling pathway; integrin-mediated signaling pathway. The annotation marks the transcript as partial.
CCCGCCGCCCCCGGGGGGGGUCAGGACCCGGGCCCCUUCCUGGGGGAGUUUCCCUGCCCAGUCCGCCCUCCCCGGGGCCCUCUCCCCGCCCCCUCUCCGGGCCGCUCCUUGUAUGGUCUUGGGCGCCGCGAUCGCUCUCCCCGCCCCCCUCCCUCCCUCCCUUCCCGGUCCAGGUCCCCGUCCCCUCCCCGUCCCCGCCCCUCCCCGUCCCGCCCCUUCCCUGCCUGGCUAGAGGCUGCUCCGGACCGGGACGCGGGAGUCCGCGGAGGACUCGGCGCCGAGCGGUCACCCGGGACGCGGCGGCGCUCACGCUCCUGCCCGCGCAGCAGCAGCAGCAGCAGCAGCAGCAGCAGCCGCCCGGCCUGGCCAUGGCGGCCCCCCCGCCCGCCUCCGGCCGUCUCGGUCUCCGUCUCGGUGUCGGCUCCGGCCUUUUACGCCCCGCAGAAGAAGUUCGCCCCGGUGGUGGCACCGAAGCCCAAAGUGAAUCCUUUCCGGCCUGGGGACAGCGAGCCUUCUUCUUCGGUGGCAGCCGGGGCCCAGCGUGCGCAGAUGGGCCGGGUGGGAGAGAUCCCCCCGCCGCCCCCCGAAGACUUUCCUUUGCCCCCUCCUCCCCUUAUUGGGGACGGCGACGACUCGGAGGGUGCCCUGGGAGGUGGUGCGUUCCCACCUCCGCCUCCCCCGAUGAUCGACGAACCAUUCCCCCCUGCGCCUCUGGAGGAGGACAUCUUCCCCUCCCCUCCACCUCCCCUGGAAGAGGAGGGAGGGCCCGAGCCCCCCACCCAGCUCCCAUCUCAGCCCAGGGAGAAAGUGAGCAGUAUUGACCUGGAGAUCGACUCUCUGUCCUCACUGCUGGAUGACAUGACCAAGAAUGAUCCCUUCAAGGCCCGGGUAUCAUCUGGAUACGUAGCCCCACCGGUUGCCACCCCAUUUAUCCCCAAGCCUAGUACCAAGCCCGUCCCUGGGGGCACAGCACCUUUGCCUCCUUGGAAGACCCCUUCCAACUCCCAGCCACCACCUCAGCCGCAGGCCAAGCCUCAGGUCCAGUUCCAUGUCCAACCUCAGGCCAAGCCCCCCGUCCAGUUCCAGCCCACGCCUCCCACUAAUGCACAGCCCCGAGGUCUCCUUUCUCAGGCUCCAACUCCAGCGCCUAAGUUUGCUCCAGGGGCUCCCAGAUUUACUCCCCCGGCUUCCAAGUUCAGCCCCAGCACUCCGAGUGCACCCGGGUCCCAGCCCAAUCAAAAAUUAGUGCCUCCAGAGGCUCCCUCUUCUGCGGCCACAGGGUCCCCUCAGCCCCCAAGCUUCACCUAUGCUCAGCACAAAGAGAAGCCCUUAGUUCAAGAGAAGCAGCACCCAGCGCCUCCAGCUCAGAACCAAAACCAAAACCAGGUGCGCUCUCCUGGAGGACCGGGACCCUUGACCCUCAAGGAGGUGGAGGAGUUGGAACAGCUGACCCAGCAGCUGAUGCACGACAUGGAUAACCCUCAGAGGGAGACACGGCAGCAGAGUGCGUCGGUGAACGAGUCCUGUGGCCGGUGCCACCAGCCGCUGCCCCGCGCCCAGCCUGCCGUCCGUGCACUGGGACAGCUGUUCCAUAUCACCUGCUUCACCUGCCAUCAGUGUCAGGCGCAGCUGCAGGGCGGGCAGUUCUACAGCCUGGAAGGGGUGCCGUAUUGCGAGGGCUGCUACACCGAGACCCUGGAGAAGUGCAACACCUGUGGGCAGCCCAUCACGGACCGCAUGCUGAGGGCCACCGGCAAAGCCUACCACCCGCGUUGCUUCACCUGCGUGGUCUGUGCCUGCCCCCUGGAGGGCACCUCCUUCAUUGUGGACCAGGACAACCAACCCCACUGUGUCCCUGACUAUCACAAGCAAUAUGCUCCAAGGUGCUCCGUGUGCUCGGAGCCCAUCAUGCCUGAGCCUGGCAAAGAUGAGACCGUACGAGUAGUCGCUCUGGACAAGAACUUCCAUAUGAAGUGUUACAAGUGUGAGGACUGUGGGAAGGCCCUGUCCAUUGAGGCAGAUGACAACGGCUGUUUCCCUCUGGACGGCCACGUCCUUUGUCGGAAGUGCCACACUGCUAGAGCCCAGAGUUGAGGAUGGGCCUCCUCCCAGACUACAGGUCCCUUCCCCACCGUGGACCACCCACACCGAGACCAAUCCUUGCCUCUACCGUCCCUGCAUUCCAAACCCCUCCCCAGUAUCUCAAGUGCCCUGACCCAGGGCCUCAGCACGACCCAGAAGUGCUGAGGCUCCGUCCUGGUGAUGAGGCCCAGCCCCUGGCUCCGCCCCUUGCCUCUCUCUCUUACAGGGAUUGCCUAUGGUCCCGAGGUCCCCAACCCGAGGGUCACACUUAGUGCUGCUGCUUUCACUGCUGCACCAAUGCCCUUGGCUGGCCUGAGCCCAUGCAGUGUGCUUGCUGAGUGCGGGUGGGAGAGCCCUGAACCCUCCAGGAGCCUGGCUCCAGCAGCCUGGACACCCACCUUGCCCUGUGCUGCUAAAAUUAUAAAACCUCGUUUUCCAGA